GUUUUCAUUUCAUGGCGUCAAAGCUGUUACGUGGGAAGGUGGUUCUUGAACGAAAAAAUUUAAGCGCGCGGUCUGCUUUGAAUGAUAACUUUUGAUAAAUUAAAGUUUGACGCAGUGUGAGUUAAUUCGAUACAAUGAUUGAAGAAUCUGAAAUAAAUGUUCUAGUAUCUAAUGUGUUGAGUGAAAAUCGGUAUAGCCAUUGCAGGUUAUGCCUAAAGGAUAUCCAAGACCAUUAUGUUCGUUUUCAAGAUUCUGUAUCGGUCGACUCUACGUGUUUUCAACCUCUAUCGGAUGUUUUGAAUAAUUUGUUAGGGCCUGAAGUCUGUGAAGAGAUAUCUGGGAUUGAUGCAGUAUGUAUGGCAUGUGUUGACAAAGCUCUCGAAUGCUUAAACUUUAUUGCAAGUUGUAAGAAAUCAACAGAAGUACUAAAAAAUGUGUUUAACAAUCUGAGCAGCAGUUUGAAUGUUGAUCUAAAUGCUGUCAAUGCAGAUCAGUCCCUGUACAUAGCAGUCACUGAACAAGAUUGCCAGCUUAUAUUGGUUAAAAAUGAUACUGGAAAGAAAAAGCCUUCAAAACCAAACAUAGUAACUGAUUCAUUUGUAUGUGAAAAAUGUAAUGAUACUUUGGAUGAUGAGAGUGACCUGACUGCACAUGAACAAAGUCAAGAUAAAUAUGAAUGCUCCGAAUGUGAUGAAUUUAGGUGCACAGAGGAUAGUUUGAAACAACACAGGGAUUCAGCACACGGAGUAUUUGUGUGCAAAGACUGUGGAAAGUCUUUCAAAAGUUUAGAUAAACUACAAGUGCAUGAACAAAAACAUGUAUCUAAGAGUGAGUGUCCCAAGUGUGGUAAGAGUUACAACACUAAAGGAUAUUUCUUAAAACAUGUCAAGUUAUGUCUUGAAGAUAGAUUAGAUCCACAUCCAAUAAGGAGUAAAAUUGUGAAGACAUAUUUUUGUGAAAAGUGUGGAAAAGGGUACAGUACUCCUGGAGGAUUGAGAGUCCACCAUAGGUUUGUUCAUGGCAAUGCAAAGCCACAUGUUUGUAAAUACUGCAAUAAGCAGUUUACUGCACCAAGUUAUCUGAAGGUUCAUAUGAUCAAACACACGGGUGAAAAGAACUUCAAGUGUUACCUGUGCAGUAGACUAUUUGUCUCCAAAGAGGCCUUGCUGUACCAUACUAGGAGGCACACUGGAGACAAGCCCUACAGUUGCACUUUAUGCGACGAGAGAUUUGUAAAUGCUUCUGCUAGAGCAGAACACAUAAAAUUCAAACAUGUUGGACCAACACUCAUGUGUGAGAUAUGCUCUCGCAAAUUCUUUACCCCUCACUUCUUGAAACAGCAUAUAAAGAAACAUCAUGAUCCUUCCAACAAGUUAUAUGCUGGAAGAAGUCUCAUCCCUCCUAAUGUCCCAGCUGUGGAGAAUAUGAGAGUGAGGUUCAGAGACAGCUUAAAAAAUGUAAUUGUCAAUCAAAUCUGAAUUUAUCAAUCAAUUAAUCCUUAUAAUCAAGCUUAUCAAGUGUUCUAUUGUAUCUUAGCUUAGGUAAGGUACAUAUAAUAUCUGGAAAAUAUAAGAGAAGUUAAGGCAACUGUCCCAGUGCUGGUGAGAGACCAACUAAUAUACUGUGAAUAAAAUAUGCUAAUAUUUAUAGUUAUUCACUUACACAUACUGUUGUGAAUUAAUUAUUAACAAACUCCAAAAUGACUAAACCAUCUUUUCUAGUCAUUCUCUUUCGCUCAGCACCAGUGGUGGGAUAACUGCCUAAGGUUUGCCAUUUAAAUCGCUACAGGGUUUUAAAUGAUUGCUACCUCUUAAUAUUAGUAAAAUAUUUUCUUGUUUUUAUUAAAUUUUGCUUGUGUGUAAUGGUAUUUUAAAAGUUAAUUCACUUAUUAAAUGAAAUAUACAAUAUUA
Spodoptera frugiperda (fall armyworm) is the source of this 1910-nucleotide messenger RNA. Its product is annotated as zinc finger protein 568. Gene Ontology annotation, biological process: regulation of transcription by RNA polymerase II. Gene Ontology annotation, molecular function: zinc ion binding; DNA-binding transcription activator activity, RNA polymerase II-specific; RNA polymerase II cis-regulatory region sequence-specific DNA binding. Lineage: Eukaryota; Metazoa; Arthropoda; Insecta; Lepidoptera; Noctuidae. The record is from RefSeq and is a predicted model, not a curated record. Gene Ontology annotation, cellular component: nucleus. The coding region runs from base 135 to 1478 and encodes 447 amino acids. The transcript is spliced from 2 exons.